ACAUUUGUAAUCCGUUCGAGACGGCGCAAUGAAUUUCUUUAAAAGCAAAUUUGUAAAUAAAUAAAAUCAACAAUGGACUGGCCCGAGGACGACGAGGAGCUGGAAGCGGCAUUGCAACUACAAGAGCUGGUAGAGUCGUCCCAACAACCAACGAAAGAGGAAUCCCGGCCAGAAACGUCCGGUGCUGGCCCCUCCGUUUCAACGGAAUGCCAUGGCUUCGAUGUUAGCUUGGGAAAGAGUUGGAUCUAUCCCAGCAAUUUCCCAUUGAGGACGUAUCAACAAAACAUUGUUCAGACUGCAUUGUAUAAGAACACUUUGGUUGUGCUGCCCACAGGAUUGGGCAAGACUUUCAUUGCAGCCGUUCUGAUGUACAAUUAUUAUCGCUGGUAUCCCAAGGGCAAGAUUAUCUUUAUGGCACCCACUCGACCGUUGGUGUCCCAACAGAUUGCUGCAUGCCAAAAGAUAAUGCCGUUCACGGAUCAGGACACAGUUGAGCUUACGGGACGUCUACCUCGAGUCAAGCGAAUGGAACUGUGGCGUACCAAACGUGUCUUUUUUGCCACGCCCCAGGUAGUCCAUUCUGAUAUGCUUGACCAGGCGGAUCAAAGUCAUUCGUUUCCCUUUGGGUCUGUGAAAUUACUUGUCGUGGAUGAGGCUCACCGGGCAAAGGGGCGCUAUGCGUACACCCAAGUGACGGAGUCUCUGAUGGCCCACAAUCCUCAAUUUCGUAUGUUGGCCCUCUCCGCCACUCCAGGACGCACUAUGGAAGAUGUGGCCGCUGUUUGCCGUAAUUUGUAUAUUUCCAAUCUGGCCGUACGCUGGGAGAAUUCCAUAGACGUACAACCCUAUAUACAUAAGAGGACCAUACGCACUAUUCUGGUCUCACUGAAGGAUCGAAUCAAGGAGCCGCGUGAGCGUCUCUUACAGAUCAUAGAACCCUACUUGAGGCAGCUCAUCCAAGCGGAGGUGCUCAAGGGAGCCCGUGGAAAUAUCACAAAAAACAAUUUACUCUAUGAUCAGAAAGUUUUCAUUGAGCGUUCCUCGGUGCAGGGACAACGACAUCCUGAUCACAAUCUGAUUGCCGGCAACUUUUCCAUGUGCAUUAGUCUCUAUCAUUCCCUUGAGCUGCUCGAGCGGCAUGGUCUACGUGUGUUUGUCAACAAUUUCGAUGUGGACGCGGAUGGCAGGGAUAAAUAUGUUCUAACCAAGGAUGCUGAUCUUCGUAAUUUGGUUGACGAAUUGCGUAAGGAUCUUGGGCCAAAUCCUUUGGAUAUUUCCACUAAAGCCAUGACAAAUGGCCAAGUGGCUGCCAUGCCCACUGCACUCGAUUUUGGACAUCCCAAAUAUGAAGAAGUGCGUAAGGUGCUAGUCAAUCACUUUGAGUCCCACAGUGAUUCCCGGGCCAUAGUUUUCUGCGAGUAUCGUGAAUCUGUAAUGCUGAUCCAACGUCUACUCCUCCAGCAUCGUCCGCUAUUGCGUCCACGUUGCUUUGUCGGCCAGGGUGGCUCCAAUGGGGGCUUCUAUGCCCUCGCCCAGAAGCAACAAUUGGCCAUAAUGGCCGAUUUUCGUGCUGGUACCAGUAAUAUUCUGGUAGCUACCUCCAUAGGCGAGGAGGGCAUCGAUGUGGGCGAAGUGGAGAUGAUUGUCUGCUUUGACAUUUGCAGCUCGAAUCCCACGAGAUUUGUGCAACGCAUAGGUCGUACAGGACGCAAGAAAAAUGGAGAAGUAGUCAUGCUAGCCACCGAGGGACGGGAACAGCAAAUGCUCAAGGAUGUGCUGGCCAAUAGGGAACAAACGAAUCGCAAAAUGUUAAACUCCUCGGUGGUCAUGAGAUCUCUGUAUGAGCUGAAUCCUCGCAUGAUACCCCAACAGUUGCAUCCCAAGUGUGAAGAGCAGUUUAUGAAGCCACCGGAUCCGGAACCAAAAACUGUAGUCUCACCUCCAGCCGCCAAGAAACGCAAUUCCGUCAAGAGUGGAGAUUUGCGCAAGUUUUUCAAGCAGACGUCAAGCUCAACUCAGGAGGAUAUGUUAAUUGGCCAGCAACCGUAUCAAAUGAGUGAGGCAUCCCAAUGUUUGAUUAAAGAACAAAUCACACGGCGUAGUAUAGCAGUUAAGAACUUUCUGCUGGAUACUCAAUCCGCUUCAACUCCCGAUUCCACUCCCGCGUCCGUUUCAGCUCCUAUUUCCAAUAGUCAGGAGGACAUUUCACGUCUUCGCAAACUUACACGCUUUCUGCAGACCUCCAAACCAAUUAACACUGAUCUUUUCAAUCAACUGCAGGACAAGCAAUUGCCUCAAUCUUUAAAGAUCUUUCUGCUUCAAAAUAAUCCUCAAUUUGUGCAGGAUAUUUGCUUGAAAAUGCAAACACAAAAUGAAUUACAAUUGCCACCAGAUCGUUUGAAUAGUCGCCAGCAAAAGACCAGAAAGAACUAUGAACUUCUGUCGACCAUUUGCCAGGAUGAUAUAGAGCGAUUGCUGCCCACAACGCAGGAUUGUCCAGUGGAAUUGACAAUCAAGGAUCUGGUAAAUGCGGCAGAUGAGGAAAAUGAAAGAGAAUUUGAGGCGGCAUGUCAAGAGAUCUUUGAUGGUUUGCCAGAGCAGGGAUUACUCACUGAUAAUUAUGAACUGAGGCAACAAUUGAUGGAUAAACUAGAACUGCGCAAUCUGGAGGAGACUGUUAAAGAAACAAGCUGGUUUGAAGACGAAGAUCUCGAAGAAGAGCAAUCCUCAAAGUCAAUUGAACAAUCCUCCUUGUGUCAGAGCCAAUGGCAAGAGUUCGAUGAGUUGGUUAAACCACCGCAUCAAUCCACACCCUUGAGAUCACAGACAAAGCCCGUGGGGCUGGAGGCACCAAAUCUGUCUAAGGUGGACAGAUUUACACCCCUGAGAACGAAGACAAAGGCUGCCUUGGGGCUGGAGGAAACUGAUCUCUCUAGAGUGGAGGCCAGUGACUUGAGUGUCAAUUUGGAUAGGUUAAAUGAUCUUAUAAGUGGACCAAAUGCAAAUCCCAUCAAAGCGGAAACGCCUCAAAUAACGCCUGAUGAUUUGGAACUAGAUUUAAAUGACUUUCUUGAACCCAUGCCGGAAGAGCAGGACCUAAUGACGGAGCAGAAGAAAGAAGAACCAAAAUUGGACUUGGAUUUGAAUGAUUUUCUGGAGCCCAUGGCAGAGGAGCGGGAUUUAAUGACACAGCAUAAGCAGCAGGAGACGCAAUUGAACUUUGUAAAGGAAGAAAAGCUUACGCAGAAACCGAGCACAACCUUCAGCCAGAAAGAGAACCUCUUACCCAUAGCGCAACGUUCAAAUUCUCCGGAUCUCUUUGCAGACGAAUCAUUGUCGCCCUGUAAGCCGACUUUAAAGAAAAGUUUGGCUGCAAAAUUGGCUGCCAAAAGUCACAAAUCGAUUACUCCACCUCUACCCAAAUCACCUGAUCGGAGGCAAAUGACAAAUCCUAACGGUCAGGAGAAGUCACCCAGCAUUUUUGAUCUUUAUCUUCAACGUACGCGUGGACGCGGACCUCGGCUGCCCAAGCCCGCGAAUAUGCUACAUAAGCUCAAUUCAAAUUUACCUGCCCAUCGAGAGCCAGAUGAUUCACCCAUUAUCCAGAAACGUCAAUCCAAGCGAAAAAUUAUUAUUAGUUCCGAUGAGGAUGAGGAACAGCCGAUGGCCCACACCCAAGUGAUUCCAGCUACACAAAUUCCAAGCACACCGCCCUCACCGAUGUCAUCUAGGCCACGUUUCAAGCGUCGCAAGCCAAACUCUUUUAUUCUGGAUGAAGUCGAUCUGAGUGGUUCCGAUCAUGAAGAUGAAGAUGCCGAGGAGACCAUAGGCGCCUACCUCAAGAAUACGGUGAUAGUGUCCAGUGAUGAGGAUGAUAAUCAUAAUGAUACCAAUGUUCAUGCCAUGUAUCUGCAGGCAGUAAGGAGUCCAUUGCAACGUCCUGGAGCCUUUAAGAUGCCAGCCCAACGUGUUUAUCAAGAUGAAUCGUAUAUUUUUUCGCAGCCAGUGGAUGAACCAUCUCAGUAUAUGCCCUGCUCAUUUAUUGUCGAUGAGGUAGAUGAUGCCACAACUAAUCAAAGUCAUGAUAUAUCCGAGUGUCCCUUAGAGCGUGCUGAGAGAAUACUUAAGGAGCAGCGCAAACAGCGUAGACAGAAACGUCGCAAUGAUCCUGAUCCACCAGCCCCAGCCACAGUGGUGCGGGAAACCACUGUGAAAAGGCGACGCAUUCAAACCUAUAAUCUUGAUAGCAGUGAUGAGCAAUAGAAGAAUAGGUGAUUCUAAACCAAUUCCGUGCCAUUAAGCAUUAAAUUUAUAUUGAUUGUGUUUUUUAUUUUGUUUGUACAAUAUUUUUUUCGCUUAGUUUAUUCGUUUUUUAACUUAAGUUUGAAUCACUGUGAAUACUUGCUAAAAUACUUACAAUUAAGUUAAUUAUUUUUUAAAUGUGAAGCAAAAUUUAAUACUUUGGUGUGGCCAUUUCUAGAAUAAAGAAAACAAUUUGUUGAAUUAGUUUGUAUAUUAUAUA
This is a messenger RNA of Drosophila willistoni, 4522 nucleotides long. RefSeq names its product ATP-dependent DNA helicase MPH1 (gene Fancm). Gene Ontology annotation, molecular function: four-way junction DNA binding; ATP binding; 3'-5' DNA helicase activity. The coding region runs from base 73 to 4263 and encodes 1396 amino acids. The record is from RefSeq and is a predicted model, not a curated record. The transcript is spliced from 5 exons. Lineage: Eukaryota; Metazoa; Arthropoda; Insecta; Diptera; Drosophilidae. Gene Ontology annotation, biological process: replication fork reversal; double-strand break repair via synthesis-dependent strand annealing; interstrand cross-link repair.